AAUAAUGGCUGGAAGCUUAAAAUAGAUCCAGGGAGGCACUCAUUAACAUGACAAAAGAAGUGGUUCAGCACCUCUGGCAUUUCUCAUUUUGGAAAUUGCUUUGGUCCAGUUUUAUUUCCUUCUAUUCAUUGGACCAGAAAAUACAUGCCCUUCACCAACAUAUCCAUAACAUUUGACGAUGAACUCGUUUAGACUAGCCAAAAUAAUUGUUCCACAGGGACACGGGAAUUCAGCCUCAGUUCAGAAAAUCCCUGACAACUGACGUAGGAGGAUUUAUAGGUUUAGUGGAAAUUGCUUUCUCCUGCUCUGCAGAUUACAUACUGUGGGUUGAUUUUUUUUUUCAUGAGUAAACAUCCUUCUAGUAACGAAUAGACCAAUAAUGUCUUAAGAGAGAAAAAGAACAUCCUCUUUCUUUUUGCUGUUUCUUGAGAGACCUGUUUGGACUUGGAAACCCAUGUUGGCUGUCCAGAAUAUAAAAUUUGGCAUCUUCUUUUUGUGGUGGGGAUGGGUUUUGGCCACUGAAAGCCGAGUGUACUGGCAAGGAGGAGAAGGACAUGAGAUGACUAAGAAAGGCAGGCCUCAAAGACAGAGACGAGAAGCACGUGAAGAUGCCCACAAGCAAGGCAGCCCAGUUCUGAAACGAAGCCCUGACAUCACCAAAUCACCACUGACAAAAUCAGAGCAGCUUCUGAGGAUAAACGACCAUGAUUUCAGUAUGAGGCCUGGCUUUGGAGGCCCGGCCAUUCCCGUUGGCGUUGAUGUGCAGGUGGAGAGUUUGGACAGCAUCUCAGAAGUCGACAUGGACUUUACGAUGACCCUCUACCUGAGGCACUACUGGAAGGAUGAGAGGCUGUCUUUCCCGAGCACCAACAACCUCAGCAUGACGUUUGACGGCAGACUGGUGAAGAAGAUCUGGGUCCCUGACAUGUUUUUCGUGCACUCCAAGCGCUCCUUCAUCCAUGACACCACCACAGACAAUGUCAUGCUGCGGGUCCAGCCUGAUGGGAAAGUGCUAUACAGUCUCAGGGUUACAGUGACUGCAAUGUGCAACAUGGACUUCAGCCGGUUCCCCCUGGACACCCAAACUUGCUCGCUGGAAAUUGAAAGUUAUGCCUACACAGAAGAUGACCUCAUGCUGUACUGGAAAAAGGGCAACGAUUCCUUAAAGACAGAUGAGAGGAUCUCACUCUCACAGUUCCUCAUUCAAGAAUUCCACACCACCACUAAACUGGCCUUCUACAGCAGCACAGGCUGGUACAACCGUCUGUACAUUAACUUUACUCUGCGUCGCCACAUCUUCUUCUUCUUGCUCCAAACUUAUUUCCCUGCCACCCUGAUGGUCAUGCUGUCCUGGGUAUCCUUCUGGAUCGACCGCAGAGCUGUGCCUGCCAGAGUCCCUUUGGGUAUCACCACGGUGCUGACCAUGUCCACCAUUAUCACGGGUGUGAACGCCUCCAUGCCCCGCGUCUCCUACAUCAAGGCCGUGGACAUUUACCUCUGGGUCAGCUUCGUGUUCGUGUUCCUCUCGGUGCUGGAGUACGCGGCUGUCAACUAUCUGACCACCGUGCAGGAGCGGAAGGAGCGGAAGCUGCAGGAGAAGCUUCCCUGCACCUGUGGGUUACCCCAGCCGCGUGCGGUGAUGCUGGAUGGCAGCUACAGUGACGGCGAAGUGAAUGACCUGGGAACCUACAUGCCCGAGAAUGGCGAGAAGCCAGACAGGAUGAUGGUUCAGCUGACCCUGGCCUCGGAGAGGAGCUCCCCGCAGAGGAAAAGCCCAAGAAGCAGCUACGUGAGCAUGAGGAUCGACACCCAUGCCAUUGACAAAUACUCCAGGAUAAUUUUUCCAGCAGCAUACAUUUUAUUCAAUCUAAUAUACUGGUCUAUUUUCUCAUAAAUACCUGCAAUCCUAUAAAUUUCACAUUCUCCACAGUAUGUAGUACUACAGAAAUACUUACAUGAUGAAAAAUUCUUUGUGGUUAUGGUAAAAAAAAAAAUUCCAGUUACCCACCCUUAUUUUCACUAUCCCUUCUCCAGUUUUCCAUAGUUACAUGGACAUACUCACUGGUUUAAUUUGCACUUAACUGUCUGUCGUAUACACAGCAUUAUACUAGGUGCUUCAGAAAUAUGACACCCGUAGCAACUGAUGAUAGUUACCGAUAUUCCCUGUAAAAGCACACUACCAGUGUUAGAGCACACUAUAGUUCAACUUCUUUUAGAUCCUAGAUGCUUAUUCACAUGAUUUCCUUUGAGCAUCAUUAUAUUCUUUGGACCAGAUGGAAUUGGGGAGCACCUAAAGUUCAUUUGCAUGGAACAUAAAUGCAUCUCAAUCCCCACUUUGACAGAAAUUCAUGCAUCAGUUUAUAGCCUCUCACCUAUUUUUUAUGCAUUUCUUCAUGUUUAUUUUAAUAAAGACUGAUAAUAUUCAUAUUUUUGUUUAUGCUGUGAUUCAUGAGAUUUCACUUCUUCACAAGAAAAGCUCUUUAAGAUUGCUGCAAUUUGCUCUGAUUUUGGUGGGAAUUUCCCUGCAAGGGAAACUUUGAAGAUAAGGGUAUAUGCAUGCAUUUUGUUAGUUCUGACAUAGAGAUAACUAGGCUAGGAAACUUGUGUCUCAGUGUUCUCUGUUUUACAAUCACCGCUUCAUGUAUCCCCCCCACCUUGCAGCACGUCCUAAUUCAAAGUGAAGUCCUUUCUCAGUAACGUGACAUCUUCAGUGAGGAACUUGGAAAUAGACUGAUUUCUUCUGUAUAAACAACAUUUCAAGAAAAUGCAUAAUUUGGAACUGCCCAUAAUUCAUUAGAAUGAGAAAUAUUCUCAUGGUUUCUUAAGAGAAAAAGAACACCAAAAAGACAGAUAAAAGAUAAAUGGGAAGACAUUCACCAGACAGCUGCCUUGAUACUCAGUGAAUACGAGCAUUUUCUAUGAGCCAGAAAACAGUCAUCAUCUAAACCAGGCAGUCCGUACACCAGGCAGAAGCAUAGCCCAAUGGUAACUGACAUUAGGACCUGGAAUAAAGGAGAAGGUUCUAAUUUGGUGUAUUAUUUUAAAACAAAGUUAUUUGUACUCUGUAUCUACAGGACCAACCACCACCAAACUCACCCAAACAGCAUUUGUCUUGUUGAAAUUCACUUUAAUAAAGUGAAUUCUAUACACAA
This is a messenger RNA of Trichechus manatus latirostris (Florida manatee), 3152 nucleotides long. It is a transcript of the gene GABRR1, whose product is annotated as gamma-aminobutyric acid type A receptor subunit rho1. Gene Ontology annotation, molecular function: extracellular ligand-gated monoatomic ion channel activity; chloride channel activity; GABA-A receptor activity. Bases 455 to 1894 code for a protein of 479 amino acids. The record is from RefSeq and is a predicted model, not a curated record. The transcript is spliced from 10 exons. Gene Ontology annotation, biological process: chemical synaptic transmission; chloride transmembrane transport; regulation of membrane potential. Gene Ontology annotation, cellular component: neuron projection; plasma membrane; GABA-A receptor complex. Lineage: Eukaryota; Metazoa; Chordata; Mammalia; Sirenia; Trichechidae.